AUGCCUCAGAAACCGCAAAAGCCCUGCGACAUCAGCAACCUGAUGUCGCCUCCCGAGCCUGCUCCUCUCGACAUGUGCAAGUCGGUGGACCUGCCAAAUGGGAAACCCUCAUCACCUCCAGAGGCCCGCGUUCCCCAUCAUCCUCUGUCACCACCAGUCUCGCCCUUUGCGGCACCUGCCAACUCGAUCAAUCCAGUGCCUACUUACAGCUUUGGCGCGAAGGACCCCAUUCUCUACCCUACCGCUGAGAAUUCCGCCAGCGCCGCCACCGGGCCUUUGUUCACGCUGACGUCGGAGUCAGUUGAUGCGUUCAGGACAGCGACCGAGCGACUGGUGAGCGAGCACAUUGCGUCAAGGCCCGCGGGCUUCUUCCGAGAUUCAACACCUCCGAGGCGUGAGGACUAUGAGUUGGCACUGUUCUUCAAGUCCAAUUGCCUGAAGAUGUUCCAGGACAACCCGAAGCGGUGGUUGAGUAAGGAGCGCGAGCUUCUGCGGGCCGACCGCAAGCACACUUCAUUCUCAAUGCAGCAUUCUAGGUUGCCACACAUCCUGCCGGCGGCAAGGCCUCCUGUUCUCGGGCCGCAAUCGGCCAAGACACUGACAACUCGGGUGCAAAAGCCCCGGGCAGCUCCCAAGAGCAAAACACAAAAUCCGCGGCCAAUUCGAGCAACUCCUGCGCCAGCGCGCGAGACAAUCUGUGUUGGCACGCCCGAGCCAAGAGUCCGGACUGUCGCUCCCAACCGCGAGGACAAGGAUUUUGAGUCUCUUGAAGAUCUCUCCCCGCCUGUCAGCUCGCUUCCAGCCAGGCCGAACAGUCUCAAGGUCGAUUGGAAGGGGAAUGCCUUGGAUCUCAGCAACGAUCCUCACCGCAACUUGCUGCACCCUGAUGAGUUGACCCUGGCCAGCAACCUACGCCUGGACUGCGCGACCUAUCUCACCAGCAAGAGGCGCAUCUUCCUACGUCGCCUCGAGUGCGCAAAGAUCAACAAGGAGUUCCGGAAGACAGACGCGCAACAGGCGUGCAAGAUUGACGUCAACAAGGCAUCCAAGUUGUGGCAGGCGUACGAGAGGGUUGGGUGGCUCGAUUUGUCGUGGAUGCGGGAGCACCUCAAUCGUAGCGCCCAGAGAUCUUGA
This is a messenger RNA of Canariomyces notabilis, 1134 nucleotides long. RefSeq lists its product as uncharacterized. Gene Ontology annotation, cellular component: nucleus; Rpd3L-Expanded complex. NCBI's taxonomy places the organism in Eukaryota, Fungi, Ascomycota, Sordariomycetes, Sordariales, Chaetomiaceae. Bases 1 to 1134 code for a protein of 377 amino acids. The record is from RefSeq and is a predicted model, not a curated record. Gene Ontology annotation, biological process: regulation of transcription by RNA polymerase II; chromatin remodeling. The transcript has a single exon. Gene Ontology annotation, molecular function: transcription coactivator activity; protein binding; chromatin binding.